Messenger RNA from Erigeron canadensis, 5414 nucleotides. Its product is annotated as ferredoxin-dependent glutamate synthase, chloroplastic. Gene Ontology annotation, biological process: ammonia assimilation cycle. NCBI's taxonomy places the organism in Eukaryota, Viridiplantae, Streptophyta, Magnoliopsida, Asterales, Asteraceae. The coding region runs from base 195 to 5042 and encodes 1615 amino acids. Gene Ontology annotation, molecular function: glutamate synthase (NADH) activity. The record is from RefSeq and is a predicted model, not a curated record. The transcript has 33 exons.
AAGAGAGAUAGAGCUUCGGGUGGCUCCCAAAAUUUGUGUCUUAAAAUACAUUUUAUCUUCACACUUUCACAUUCUCCACACGAUCCUUAUUCUUAAUUCUUCUCACUUCCCACCCUUUUUUUUGUUCAAUCACUUACAAACUAUACACACCCUCCAUUACAUGUUUCUUGAAAAAUAGUGUGUGUGUUUUUAGUAUGUCUCUUCAAUCUUUAGCUCAUGUUAAUGGCUACUAUUUAAAACCCACUUCAGUUUUUGCAUCAAAAAGAGACCUUUUGUUUCUUGAUUUUGUUGGUUUUGGGUCUAAAAGAAAGUUACUAAAUAAUAAUAAUACUAUUAGUAGUACUAAUAGUAGUGUUAUUAAAAGUCUUGUUCAAAAGAAAAGAAUUUGUUGGUCCAUUAAAUCAGUUCUUGAUUUUCAUCAUGUUGGUCCUCAAGAUUCUAAAAGAAAGGUUGCAAAUUUGGAAGACAUAUUAGCAGAAAAAGGGGAAUGUGGAGUUGGGUUUAUAGCUAAUUUGGACAACAAGGGUUCUCAUCAGAUAGUUGAAGAUGCACUUACAGCUCUUGGUUGUAUGGAACACAGGGGUGGGUGUGGGGCAGAUAAUGAUUCGGGUGAUGGUUCGGGGGUGAUGACUGCAAUUCCAUGGGAACUUUUUAAUGAUUGGGCCGAUAAACAAGGGAUUGCUCAGUUUGAUCAAUUGCAUACAGGGGUUGGUAUGGUUUUCCUUCCACAGGACGCAGCCCUUAUGGAACAAGCUAAAUCUGCUAUUGUUAGUAUCUUCAAACAAGAGGGUCUUGAGGUACUUGCAUGGAGGCCCGUUCCUGUAAACACGCCUAUAGUUGGUUACUAUGCAAGAGAAACAAUGCCCAACAUACAACAAGUUUUUGUCAGAGUAGUAAAGGAAGAUGACGUUGAUGAUAUUGAAAGGGAAUUGUAUAUAUGUCGAAAACUGAUUGAAAAAGCAGGUAGCUUGGAAGCAUGGGGAAACGAACUUUAUUUCUGUUCAUUAUCAAACCGAACCAUCGUCUAUAAAGGCAUGCUUCGGUCGGAGGUUCUUGGAAAGUUUUACUUUGAUCUCCAAAAUGAUGUUUAUAAAUCUCCUUUUGCCAUUUACCACCGAAGGUACAGCACAAAUACGAGUCCCAGGUGGCCACUUGCUCAACCCAUGAGGCUGUUGGGUCACAAUGGAGAGAUCAAUACCAUACAGGGAAACUUAAACUGGAUGCAAUCUCGAGAGACGUCAAUUAAGUCACCCGUCUGGCGUGGUCGGGAGAAUGAAAUCCGGCCUUUUGGAAACGCAAAGGCUUCGGACUCUGCUAAUCUUGAUAGCGCAGCCGAGUUGUUUAUACGAAGUGGGCGUACUCCUGAGGAAGCUAUGAUGAUUCUUGUCCCCGAGGCAUACAAGAAUCAUCCAACCUUGUCAAUUAAAUAUCCUGAGGUUGUUGAUUUCUACAACUAUUACAAGGGUCAAAUGGAGGCUUGGGAUGGACCUGCUUUACUCCUAUUCAGUGAUGGGAAAACAGUUGGAGCUUGUCUUGAUCGUAAUGGGCUUCGACCCGCUAGAUAUUGGCGGACUGCAGACAAUGUAGUUUACGUUGCUUCCGAGGUGGGAGUUCUACCAAUUGACGAUUCAAAAGUCACAAUGAAAGGCCGAUUAGGUCCAGGAAUGAUGAUAACGGUUGAUCUUAUCAAUGGUCAGGUUUAUGAGAAUACAGAGGUCAAAAAGAGAGUUGCUUUAUCGAGUCCAUAUGGACAGUGGUUGUCUGAAAACAUGCGAAAAUUGGAGUCUGCAAGCUUCCUCUCAUCCCCAAUGAUGGAGAACGAAACAACAUUACGUCAUCAACAGGCUUUCGGUUACUCCAGUGAGGACGUCCAAAUGGUUAUUGAGACUAUGGCUUCAGAAGGAAAGGAACCAACAUUUUGCAUGGGAGAUGAUAUUCCAUUGGCUGUGCUAUCUCAGAAGUCACAUAUGCUCUAUGAUUAUUUCAAGCAACGGUUUGCUCAGGUCACAAACCCUGCAAUUGAUCCACUUAGAGAAGGAUUAGUGAUGUCUCUUGAAGUCAAUCUUGGUAAGCGUGGGAACAUAUUAGAAGUUGGACCUGAAAAUGCUUCUCAGGUGACUUUGUCCAGCCCUGUGCUUAACGAAAAUGAGCUUGAAUCAUUAUUCAAGGAUCCACUUUUAAAAGCCCAAACCAUACCUAUAUUUUUCGACAUAAGGAAGGGGCUUGAUGGCUCUUUGGAAAAGACACUGAAUAAGAUCUGUGAAGCGGCUGAUGAAGCUGUAAGAAAUGGAUGCCAGCUACUUGUUCUCUCUGAUAGAGCUGACGAACUAGAAGCCACUCGUCCCGCUGUUCCAAUACUUCUUGCUGUAGGCGCAGUCCACCAACAUUUGAUACAGAAUGGAUUGCGGAUGUCUGCUUCUAUUGUUGCUGACACUGCUCAAUGCUUCAGUACACAUCACUUUGCUUGUUUAAUUGGAUAUGGUGCAAGUGCUAUAUGUCCUUAUUUGGCAUUUGAGACAUGUCGACAAUGGCGAUUGAGCAAGAAAACUUUAAACCUUAUGCGAAAUGGAAAAAUGCAAAUGGUUACAAUUGAAAAGGGUCAAAAUAACUUUAAAAAGGCAGUUAAUGCAGGUCUGAUGAAAAUUUUAUCCAAAAUGGGAAUAUCAUUGUUGUCAAGCUAUUGUGGUGCACAAAUUUUUGAGAUUUACGGAUUGGGAAAAGAGGUCGUUGAUUUUGCAUUUACUGGGAGUGUCUCAAAGAUUGGUGGAUUGACUUUUGAUGAGCUUGCAAGGGAGAGUUUGUCAUUUUGGGUAAAGGCUUUUUCUGAGGAUACAGCUAAAAGACUUGAAAACUUUGGAUUUAUUCAAAUGAGACCAGGAGGGGAAUAUCAUGGGAACAACCCCGAGAUGUCAAAAUUGCUUCAUAAAGCUGUUCGUGAAAAGCGUGAGAGUGCAUAUUCAAUUUACCAACAGCAUUUGGCUAACCGACCCGUCAAUGUUCUUCGGGAUCUUUUUGAGUUUAAAAGUGACCGGGCCCCGAUUCCAGUGGGAAAGGUGGAACCUGCCACAUCUAUUGUCGAGCGUUUUUGUACUGGUGGUAUGUCACUAGGGGCUAUUUCCAGGGAAACACAUGAAGCGAUUGCUAUUGCAAUGAAUAGGAUAGGUGGGAAAUCAAAUUCUGGUGAAGGUGGUGAGGACCCCAUUCGAUGGACUCCACUUUCUGAUGUUGUUGAUGGAUAUUCUCCCACAUUGCCACAUCUUAAAGGUCUUCAAAAUGGAGAUACUGCUACAAGUGCCAUCAAACAGGUUGCAUCAGGGCGUUUUGGUGUGACUCCAACAUUUUUGGUGAAUGCUGAUCAAAUAGAAAUCAAAAUAGCUCAAGGUGCAAAACCAGGUGAAGGUGGUCAAUUGCCAGGGAAGAAAGUCAGUGCAUAUAUUGCAAGAUUGAGAAAUUCAAAACCUGGAGUCCCUCUUAUUUCACCACCUCCACAUCAUGACAUUUACUCUAUCGAAGAUCUUGCUCAAUUGAUUUUUGAUCUUCAUCAGAUCAACCCCAAGGCCAAGGUUUCUGUCAAACUUGUGGCGGAAGCCGGAAUUGGCACGGUGGCUUCUGGAGUUGCAAAGGGUAAUGCUGAUAUUAUACAGAUAUCAGGGCAUGACGGUGGAACUGGAGCCAGUCCCAUAAGUUCAAUUAAGCAUGCUGGUGGUCCCUGGGAACUUGGACUUACCGAAUCACACCAGACUCUCAUUUCAAAUGGUCUUAGAGAACGGGUGAUCCUUAGAGUUGACGGUGGUUUUAAGAGUGGAGUUGAUGUUCUUAUGGCCGCUGCAAUGGGUGCUGAUGAAUAUGGAUUUGGUUCUGUUGCCAUGAUUGCUACCGGAUGUGUCAUGGCUCGUAUUUGCCAUACAAAUAACUGUCCAGUCGGAGUUGCCAGUCAGCGAGAAGAGCUACGUGCCCGUUUUCCUGGAGUGCCCGGUGAUCUAGUGAAUUACUUUCUAUAUGUUGCCGAGGAGGUUAGAAGCACAUUGGCGCAACUGGGGUAUGAAAAACUUGAUGACAUUAUUGGACACACAGAGCUAUUGAGACCCCGAGAUAUCUCUUUAGUGAAAACUCAGCAUCUUGAUCUUGGCUAUGUUCUUUCUAAUGUGGGUUUUCCCAAAUCGAGCAGCAGUACUAUCAGGAAGCAGGAGGUUCAUAGUAAUGGGCCUGUUCUAGAUGACAUUUUGCUUGCUGAUGCGGAGAUAUCAGAUGCGAUUGCAAAUGAAAAAGUUGUAAACAAAACCUUCAAGAUAUAUAACGUGGAUCGUGCUGUUUGUGGGCGUUUAGCGGGUGCUGUUGCAAAGAAGUAUGGAGAUACUGGCUUUGCUGGGCAGUUAAACAUAACAUUUGAGGGAAGUGCUGGACAAUCAUUUGGAUGUUUCCUUACUCCUGGAAUGAACAUUCGACUUGUAGGAGAAGCCAAUGAUUAUGUUGGAAAGGGUAUGGCUGGUGGUGAAUUGGUUGUGACACCAGUUGAGAAUACCGGGUUUAUUCCCGAGGAAGCUGCCAUUGUAGGUAAUACAUGUCUAUAUGGAGCAACGGGAGGUCAACUUUUUGUUAGAGGCAAAACCGGUGAGCGUUUUGCUGUUAGAAAUUCUCUUGCUCAAGCGGUGGUGGAAGGUACCGGAGAUCAUUGUUGUGAGUACAUGACAGGAGGCUGUGUGGUCAUCCUCGGAAAGGUUGGUCGCAACGUUGCAGCUGGUAUGACUGGAGGUUUGGCAUAUAUUCUUGAUGACGAUGAUACUCUCAUUCCCAAGAUCAAUAAAGAAAUUGUGAAGAUCCAGAGAGUGGUUGCACCUGUCGGUCAGAUGCAGCUAAAGAGCCUUAUCGAAGCACACGUCGAGAAAACCGGGAGCACCAAAGGUGCGGCUAUCUUGAAUGAAUGGGACAAGUAUUUGCCUCUCUUUUGGCAACUGGUUCCGCCUAGCGAGGAAGACACACCCGAGGCUUGUGCCGAGUACGAGCAAACAACAUCCGAUCAGAUAACUGUACAAUCUGCAUAAAAUGCCAAGUUCUGCAAUUUAUUAAAGCCAUUGUUACGUACCAACAUUAGAAAAAAGGAUAUCUUCUACUCAUUGGGAUAUAGAUUUGUUUGGGUUUAACUCUAGUGAUGGUCAAAGACUUCGAUGAUAUGAGUUUCACGAUGUGAAAAGGAAAACAUUAUGGUGCAAAAGGUCAUGGAAGUCUGGUCAGGUUCGGUUUGUUUGGUUGGAAAAAAUACAUACCCUUUUGAAGGUGGAAAUGUACAGGGCCAUAGAGAUGUUGCAAGAAUUGUAAAUUUUUAGGGUACAAUAUCUGAAUAAAUGAACUUUUGUGCAAGGAUAGGAACAUUUCUACAUACUCCAUUUAUGACAUAAUUUGCAUUGUUUGCUGAA